Anguilla rostrata (American eel) is the source of this 4000-nucleotide messenger RNA. It is a transcript of the gene phldb3, whose product is annotated as pleckstrin homology-like domain, family B, member 3. NCBI's taxonomy places the organism in Eukaryota, Metazoa, Chordata, Actinopteri, Anguilliformes, Anguillidae. The record is from RefSeq and is a predicted model, not a curated record. The transcript is spliced from 16 exons. Bases 485 to 2332 code for a protein of 615 amino acids.
GGCUGGAGCCGCGUUUUCACACCAACUUUUUGUCCUAAGCGAUCCCUCUCUGUCCCUCCCCCCUCACGCAUGAAUUCCAUUUCACCUGUUAACGCGAUACAUUCAACCGUGACCUGUCAUUUUGGUGGAGGUGAUCAGGAAGGAUUGUUUCAAGUUGAAAAAGAAAGUGGGCAAAGAUACCGGAACAGAUACGCUGAGUGGCUUAAAAUACCACAAAGGGACCUCUAGGAAGAACUAUUCGAAUUGUUUUCUUUCGUCAGAAAAUCCCGAAGCGAUAGAUAUCAAGCAUACAGACACAUUUUCUUCGCAGCGAGAAGCCAUGCAAUCGUGUAGGCUAUAUUUACCAUUUUCUUUUUUUUAGUAGCCUAAUUAGGUUUGUUUUUAAACAAAGUUCUAGAGACACGGAUACUAGAGUUUUUGAUUUCUCAGGUCUCACAGAAACUCGAGGAUUGGAUUUGGCGGACAGCAAAAGCUCCAGUCAGGUAUGCCCCAGCACAAUAUGGACACAGGCAGGAGCCAAUGGGAGAGGAGCAGGCGCCUGCCUUGGAUUGACAGGGUCGUAGGGGGCCCAAGCCCCUCCUCCUCGGGGGCGGAGUCAGACACAGAGAGUAGCAGCACGGAGAGUGAGAGAUCUCACGGCAGACAUUUUGAGGCGGGCUCUGCAAGGGUCCUGACCUCGCCCUCCAUGCUGCGGCGGCGAAUCACCGAAAUCGAUCAGCAGAGGGAGGAGCUAAAGAUUGAACUGCAGCUGGAGGUGGCCCUGUUGCAGGGGGAGCUGCGGAUGGAGAAAGAGCAGCUGUGCAGACACACGCAGACGCUGCACAGUCUGCAGGAGGAGGCCAGACAGAGGGAGAGUUGCAGACUCGCCGAUAUCAGACAGGAGCGGGCCGGCCUGGAGGAGGAGCGCGCGCGCGUGGAGGAGCAGAGGAGGCGCUGCGAGGAGAAGGAGAGGCAGAUCCCCACGCAGCCGGAGAGCCAGCGGGAGCAGCUGCUCGUCCAGCUGCAGCAGGAGAAGGAAGCGCUGGACGCUGCAGUGCGGGCGUUCGAGGAUCGGGAGUUCCAGUUCCUGGAGCGAGAGAGCGGGAUCGAUGGUGGAGAAGAAGAGGAGGACAGCAGAGGGAGCACGGAGAGAGAGCUAUCCCGCCAGCAGCACUCCGUCAACUCUGCGCAGGAGCGAGUCCUUCAGCUGGAGAACCAGGUGAAGGAGAUGGAGAGAGAGAAGGAAAGAGAGAUGAACGCUCUCCGGCAAGAAAGGAGGGAGCUCCUCCACAGCUCACACAAGAUACUGAAGGAGAAAAAACCGCUCUCUGAUUGGUCGAACAUCACAGGAUCCGUCCCCUGCAUGAUGUCACUGUCCCCACUGACCAUUCACAAAGCAGGACAGGAAUCAACCAAGGAAACGGUCAGCUUGCCCAGAAGGCGGAGGUCACACCCCAGUAAACUAACAGACCGACCCCUGUCCGCACAAGGGCUGGUGAGAAUGUCGCCGGAUGGCCAGUUCCCGGAGGUGCUCCCCCCGCCCCUCCCCCUGUCUGUCCACCAGCACGGCUCCGCCCACAGCAACGGGCACAAACCCGGGCACUGCAACGGGAAGGGGCUGCUCUCGCCCUGCGACAGCACCAACAGCUCCCGAGCUGCGAGCCCCUGUCUGGGCCUGCCCGACCUGCUGGAGAUUGAGAGGAAGCUGAGGGAGGCUAAGGCAGAAAAAGAGAGGCUACUGAGAGACAGGGAGGAGAGGAGGAGGGCAGCAGAGGAGGACAGGAGACGGAGGGAGCAGGAUUCACUGAAAGAGGAGCCGACGGAACCUCCAACUAUGGCUACAGAACCUGAGCCAGAACCUGAAUUAGAACCAGAACCAGAACCAGAAGAACUUGAACACAGCCCAGUUCACUGCAGUUCAGAGCCUUUUCUCCCGCUCUCCCUCUCUGCGAACUUUGACCUCCGGGCUCAUGUGGAGUCCCUGGGCCACGGCGUGGCGGGGUGCAUGGGGGUGCGCCUGUCUCCACGGCGAUGCGGGGGCUUCCUGACGAAGCGCGGAGGGCGUGUGAAGACCUGGAGGCGGAGGUGGUUCCUGUUUGAUCUGGACCACCGCAGACUGGCCUACUACACUGAUCACGACGAGAGGAAGUUGAAAGGGGUCAUCUACUUCCAGGCCAUAGAGGAAGUGUACUACGAUCACUUGCGGACGGCCUCCAGCUCUCCCCGCCCCAGCCUGACGUUCUGCGUGAAGACGUACGAGCGUCUCUUCUUCCUGGUGGCCCCGAGCGCCGAGGCCAUGCGGAUCUGGAUGGACGUCAUCGUCACGGCAACGGACGAGCACUGCCGUUACUGAGGUCACGCGGCGCCUGAGCCGCCGAAGCCUGUCCGCCUGCCGCCGGCGGGAGGGGGGGACACAGGAAACGCUGCCAUAAUGGAUCCAGUGUUGGGCCGGCUGGUUUCGGGCUACACCUCGUCAGCAGACCCCUCUGUCUCUCAGCACCACCUUCUCCCAGAGGAGCUGCCUUUAACCUCAUCAGGACAGCAGACCCCCUCUCUCUCUCAGUACUGCCUUCUCCCAGAGGAGCUGCCUUUAACCUCAUCAGGACUCCUCCUGCAUAGUAGACCCCCUCUCUCUCUCAGUACUGCCUUCUCCCAGAGGAGCUGCCUUUAACCUCAUCAGGACUCCUCCUGCAUAGUAGACCCCCUCUCUCUCUCGGUACUGCCUUCUCCCAGAGGAGCUGCCUUUAACCUCACCAGGACUCCUCCUGCAUAGUAGACCCCCUCUCUCUCUCAGUACUGCCUUCUCCCAGAGGAGCUGCCUUUAACCUCAUCAGGACAGCAGACCCCCUCUCUCUCUCAGUACUGCCUUCUCCCAGAGGAGCUGCCUUUAACCUCAUCAGGACUCCUCCUGCAUAGUAGACCCCCUCUCUCUCUCAGUACUGCCUUCUCCCAGAGGAGCUGCCUUUAACCUCACCAGGACUCCUGCAUAGUAGACCCCCUCUCUCUCUCAGUACCGCCUUCUCCCAGAGGAGCUGCCUUUAACCUCAUCAGGACUCCUCCUGCAUAGUAGACCCCCUCUCUCUCUCAGUACUGCCUUCUCCCAGAGGAGCUGCCUUUAACCUCAUCAGGACUCCUGCCAUAGUAGACCCCCUCUCUCUCUCAUACUGCCUUCUCCCAGAGGAACUGUGUUUAACCCUGUCAGGACAGCAGACCCCCCCCCCCCCCCCCCACCCAGCACCGCCUUGUCCUGCACAGCCGGCUGGAAGCCGUGGGACCAGUAUUACGGGCUGGGCCCGCUGACCUUGCGGAACAAUUGUGUGGAAGAGGGGCGGGGAUGAAAUGGGAAAUUUGGCACCAUUACAAACUGAACUACAGAAUAACUAACCUGUAUGCAAGGCCCGUAUGCAAGCAGGAAGCAGCAGAGACAGACUUCUAUUCCCUGUGUUUUACCUCCAUCUUGUGGUCACCUAGUGGUACAUAUGUGUCAUACAGAAAGGCAGAUUGGUUCAAUCUAUUUUUCACUGUAGGUCAAAAGGGUUUUUCAAAUGUAUUAAAUACAGGUUUUGAUAAUGGAUAUGAACAUCUUGUUUAAAUAUGUAUUAUUAUUAUUAUUAUUAUUAUUAUUGUGUGACAAUUACAAUUCAGCAGAAAAUAGUUUCUUAGUGUAAUUAGAUUUUUGUUUACAUUUUUUUCCCAUCAUCAGUCUCUGAGUCUUGCCCCCCCUCUCCGUCUUAGCAGGUUUUUUCUUUGCGGUGAAAGAUUUGCUGCCGUCGUGAUUUGCCAUACACAGCUGGACAGGGGUUCAAGACCCCUGUCUGUCUGACCCCCUGUCUGUCUGACCUGCGUAUCUCUGCUGACUGCACAGCUGCUGGUAUCCUGUCUGUCAUGGAGUGACGCGGCUGUGGGAGACUCUCAUUCACACUCACCACUAAUAAGCUUUGUUGGAAAUACGAAAGAAGCUUUUGUGUCAGCGAUGUGCCAUUCAUUUGAAAGGAAUAAAUAAAAGUGUCCUUUUACUAAA